Pecten maximus is the source of this 1291-nucleotide messenger RNA. RefSeq names its product histidine N-alpha-methyltransferase-like. Gene Ontology annotation, molecular function: methyltransferase activity. The coding region runs from base 106 to 1071 and encodes 321 amino acids. NCBI's taxonomy places the organism in Eukaryota, Metazoa, Mollusca, Bivalvia, Pectinida, Pectinidae. The record is from RefSeq and is a predicted model, not a curated record. The transcript is spliced from 8 exons.
ACUACCUCUGCAUAUCUGAACAGGUACUUGGUUGAGGAGAUAUAAAGCUAUUCAUAUACAACGGUACCAGUGUUUAGUCACACCUUAAUCUGAAGCAGUAAAACGAUGGCGGACGACCUAAAGAGGACAUUAGUGACAGGGCUGGCGUCAAGCCCAAAGUAUAUUCCUUGCUGGUAUAACUACGAUGACGUCGGAUCGAGACUUCAGCAAGAAAGUGGCGAGAUUAAUAAGGAUUACUAUUUAACACGAAGUCAGAUAUCGUUUCUAGAACAAAGCGUACAGGAUAUCAUUCCGGAGGUUUCCUAUGACCUGACCUUAGUUGACUUAGGCAGCGGAGACUGCUCCAAAACGCGGUUUGUUAUAGACGAGCUGUUAAAAAGACACAAAACACUUACAUUUUACCCACUGGACAUUUCAGGAGAGUUUCUGUUGAAAGCAGCAACAAAAUUGACAGAGGAGUAUGGUGAAUCACUUGUAGUCCGACCUAUAGCUGCUGAUUAUGUGCAAGGAAUAGAACAACUGAAACGGGUCAAAGGUGCUAAACUGAUCCUAUGGAUUGGCAGUAUGAUUAACUUAUCUUAUGAUGACCAGAUCAACACACUCAGGAUGAUCUCCACCAUAAUGACAGAUAAAUGUCGACUGGUUUUUACAGCUGACAUCACCCAGAACAGAGAUGCUAUUAUAAAAGCCUACAGUGAUGAUGCAGGUGUUAAACAAACAUUCUACCAAUAUGGAGUCACAAGGAUGAACAAGGAGAACGGUAGUAAGAUCGACCUUGACAAGUUCACUUAUCAGUUAGAUUUUGUCCAUAACACAAGUCCUGAGAACAUGAGUUACGUGAGGUCUUACAUGGAGGCUAGGGAGGACAUCCGGUACUCUAUACCUGGAUUGAAUACUGACUUGGUGAUGGAAAAGGGAGAACGACUUUACUUCCACGAAGGUGCUGGACUUAGCUGUAAAUAUACCCUGGAACAGUUACAAACCAUUGUCCAGAAAGCUGGACUCCGCCUGGUGGACACUUUUAUGGACGAAGGGAAACACGUUGCUUUUUGUCAGUGUGUAACUAUAUAAAGAACAAAGUGUACAUUAUCAUAAUCAGUGAGCAACAUCAAACAAUUUAACAUAUUCAGUCAAGGGAAUGAAGGUCCAUGUAAGAAUGUUUAGCCAUUGGCGCUGAACAAAUCGUAUUUGCUUAUCAAUUAAAUACUUACACUGUGUGCACGGAUUUCUUUGAAUUCAAAUUAUUAUCUUAAUGUAUAACAUAUAUUAAAUUUUUUAGAGUUUUUUUAAA